GCCACAUUAAUUUCGACAACCAGCUUGGGAGAUACGAACAAUACGCUGGAUACGAUUUCGAGCGUAUAGCUCGCCGUCGUGACAGAUGGUGUCCUGAAUAGCCUGGACAUAUACACCACUAAUCAGCGGCUGACGAGCUAUCGCAACAACAACCUUCCUCUUCGCCAGAUCCCAUGGAAGCCAGUCCUUACAGAAACACCUCGAAAUGGACAAGGAGAAAGAUAGACCAGAUGCCGGGUUAAGGUCUCUCGAUCAUUACAAGAUCAAACUCCCCAAAUGGCGAUAUUUCCUCCGUGAGCAAUUCCUCCCGAUCGUGCGUUGGGAGACCCCAUACGUAGCAUGGCUGCAAGAAAGUCUGAGGACACCGGCGUUGGACACAUACUUUGCAUUUUCGGCCAACCUGGGCACACAUACCGCGUUUAUGGUGUUACUGCCGAUUCUGUUUUGGUGCGGACAUACAAGUGUUGGUAGAGGGUAAAUGAUGUGCCCUGGAACAAAAGAGUUGGCCAAAGUGUAUCUGACUUUUGCUACAGAAUGGUACAUGUCCUGGCAGCUGGUGUCUUUUUCACCGGCUUCAUCAAGGACAUGCUGUGUCUUCCCAGGCCACUGUCGCCACCUUUGCAGCGAAUCACCAUGUCGGGCUCUGCGGCGCUCGAGUACGGCUUUCCCUCGACCCAUUCGACAAAUUCCGUCUCGGUAGCGAUCUACUCGCUUUACUUGCUUCACGACAACGAUCAGAUGAACCCGAACACCAAGUUUGGCCUGCAGAUCAUGUUCUAUCUCUACGCCUUCUCCAUCGUUCUGGGUCGGCUCUACUGUGGGAUGCAUGGAUUCUUCGACGUGAUCUGGGGUACUUUCAUCGGAGCAGUUCUAGCUUGGGUCCAAUGCCGCUGGGGCGCGAGCUUUGACGAAUGGCUACACACGGGUGACGUGCAGCGACUUUUCCUCGUCAUUCUCAUUGUCCUGGUCUUGGUACGAAUUCACCCCGAGCCUGCGGACGACUGCCCCUGCUUUGAUGACAGUGUUUCAUUUGCCGGUGUGUUCAUUGGCUGCCAAUACGGUGUGUGGCACUUUGCGCGGACCUCUUACGCAUGGUCAGAACCAAGUCCAGGAACCGUUCCGUUCGAUCUGGCUAAAAUGGGUUGGGGGGUGGUGGUGAUGCGCAUUGGAUUGGGAGUUCUCACGAUCUUCGCAUGGAGAGGAAUCAUGAAGCCGACCCUCCUGAGGAUUUUCCCUCCUGUUUUCCGUGUGAUCGAGCACCUUGGUCUUACACUGCCGAGACGAUUCUUCAAGCCCGCUUCCGAAUAUGAAAAGGUGCCCAAGCAAGACAAUGACGACAAUGUCAUCCCUCCCGCCAGGGAUAUCCCUCAUUUGUUGUCCUCGUUCAGAAGGAGAAGGGCGAUUUCGGUUGGUCCGCAGUCAGAAGCCGACGCGUACGAGGCGUUGGCGUACCGGAACAAGAGGAGGAGAGACAGUCGAAUUCUCGAAGGUUCGCCCAGUCCGGCCAAACAAGCUUCCCCCGAGCCGAGUUAUUUCCAGGAGGAUAAUAAGAAUAACAGUUCGGCGCAAAGGGGUUCUCUAGCUUCUUCCGGCGGCAGGAAUCGGUCGAGCAGUCUCGAGACGUUUCGCGCCCAGAUGGGUGCCGGGGUAGAUCAGUUGUCUCCCAUGCCGUUGACGACACCCGGCGCUCGCGGUUCGCCCAGCCCUCAAGAAGUUCAGGCCAUGGAUCUACUACAAGAGAGGCGACUGUUUGCGAGUAUCACGAGACCAAGAGUACGAUAUGAUGUCGAGGUGGUGACGAAGUUGAUUGUCUAUUCCGGGAUCGCCUGGUUGUCGGUUGAGGGCAAUCCCAUCUUGUUCAAGCAUUUGGGUCUAGCGGUCGACUAGGCCGGCGGCCAUGGAACAAAGAACUUGGGGUUAUCAUUAUCAUUGUUGUUUAUUCUCUACCCCCGUGGUUCUAGCUUUUAGUAAAGAAUGGGGAAAACCUUUGAAGGAAUAAAACCUAUCCUCCUCUUUCGUCUUGUUGGUUACGCUUUGUACCGAGUAUCUGCGGC
Exophiala oligosperma is the source of this 2054-nucleotide messenger RNA. RefSeq lists its product as hypothetical. Gene Ontology annotation, cellular component: endoplasmic reticulum membrane. The transcript has 2 exons. Lineage: Eukaryota; Fungi; Ascomycota; Eurotiomycetes; Chaetothyriales; Herpotrichiellaceae. Gene Ontology annotation, molecular function: sphingosine-1-phosphate phosphatase activity. Bases 535 to 1887 code for a protein of 450 amino acids. The record is from RefSeq and is a predicted model, not a curated record.